Molecule: messenger RNA, 1767 nt
Organism: Candida dubliniensis CD36
Lineage: Eukaryota; Fungi; Ascomycota; Pichiomycetes; Serinales; Debaryomycetaceae
Exons: 1
Coding region: 1-1767 (588 amino acids)
Biological process (GO): DNA replication; telomere maintenance; DNA repair
Cellular component (GO): replication fork
Molecular function (GO): ATP hydrolysis activity; DNA helicase activity
Source: RefSeq, a predicted model, not a curated record
AUGAAACCCAUAGUCAAGCUGCAGUUUAAGUUGGAUGACUUUUUUAAAAGGUCCAAGUUUGUCAAGCAUGAGGACGUGGUGGUUAAGCCGGUUGAGAGGCAGGAGUCGGCACUUCAGUUUAUGGAUAGUGAUGCAGGGUUUGAGGAGAAUGACGAUUCGUCGUUUGAUAAAAGUGUUGAGAUAGUCAAUUUGAGAAGUGCUAUGCAGCAAGGGAAGAGGCGUGGGGAUUUUUUGGAUGCACAUCAACCUAAGAAACUUACCAAGAAGGAGCCCGAGGAGGUGGUUACAGAGAUUUUCCUAAGUGCUGAGCAACAGAGGGUGGUUGAUAUUGUUGUUCAGAAGAAGGAGAGUAUAUUUUUCACUGGUAGUGCAGGAACAGGUAAAUCGGUUGUUUUGAAAGAGAUUGUUAAAGCGUGCAGAGGUGUAUAUGGGGACAAUUUUGGGGUUACGGCAUCUACAGGAAUGGCGGCGUGCAAUAUCCAGGGCCAGACGCUCCACAGGUAUCUUGGUAUUGGGCUUGGGAGAGAUCCGGUUGACAAAUUGGCCAAGAGGAUUAACAAGAAUAGUGUUGUGUUGAGGAGAUGGCAACAAAUGAGGUUGCUUAUUAUUGAUGAGAUAUCGAUGAUUGAUGCGGCGUUGUUUGACAAGAUCGAGGCAGUAGCACGGGUAGUGCGUAAAAGUGACAGGCCGUUUGGUGGGAUACAGGUUGUUGCGUGUGGGGAUUUUUACCAGUUGCCGCCGGUCAACAAAGAGGGUAGGCCGAAGUUUUGCUUUGAAGGGAAUAGCUGGGGGAGAGUUAUUAAGAGGGCAAUAGUGUUGAAACAGGUGUUUAGACAGCGUGGGGACUCUGAGUUUAUUGAUAUGUUGAAUGCAUUGAGAGUGGGGAAGAUGGAUGCUGCGGCUAUUGCCGGAUUUGCAUGUUUGCAACGGGAGAUUGACUACCCUGAUAAGUUAGAACCUACAGAGUUGUUCCCGACUGUCAACGAAGUGCGUAUGGCGAACCAGUCGCGACUCCAACGGUUGCCAGGCAAAGACUUUAAGUUUGUUGCACGGGACAGAGGCGAUCCGAAACAGCACCAUUUGCUUGAUUACUUGAUGUGUGAUAAGGUGUUGCGUCUUAAGGAAGGGGCGCAGGUGAUGAAUAUUGUGAAUUAUUCUGAUCUGAUUGUCAAUGGGACGUUGGGGACGGUGUUGUUUUUUGUUACUAGAAGGUUGUACUAUAAGUUUAUACAGCAGUAUGGGGGUAUUGAUGCGAGUGAUGCAGAGUCUAUAAAGGAGAUGAGGUUUAUAUGCCAUAGGAUUGGGGAGACAGAGUAUAGUAAUGAGGAGAAGGAGUAUUUUGAAGGGUUGCUGAAUGAGAGGAAGGAGUGGGUGCAGCAAGCCACCAAUAUUGCCAUGCAAGAGACUACUGCUGAGUGUUUGCCGGUGAUUAAUUUUAGUACUCAUGGUCCUGAUGUUGUUACGAUGGUGGAAAGACACGAUUUCAAGAUUGAGCGGGCCAAUAAGAAAGUCAAUGAGGAUGAAUCCAACGUUUUGGCAAGAGAGCAGUUGCCGCUUUUGUUGUCGUGGGCAAUGUCGAUACACAAGUCUCAGGGUCAAACUUUGGAUAGGGUUAGGGUUGAUUUGGGGAGGAGUUUUGCUGAUGGGCAGGCGUAUGUGGCAUUGUCUCGGGCGACUAGCAAGGAUAGGUUAGAGUUGCGUAAUUUCCGUCCCCACAAGGUUACCACGUCAGAGGCGGUCAGGAGGUUUUAUGCAACGUUAGAGUAG